This is a messenger RNA of Rhododendron vialii, 1843 nucleotides long. RefSeq lists its product as uncharacterized. Gene Ontology annotation, biological process: translation. NCBI's taxonomy places the organism in Eukaryota, Viridiplantae, Streptophyta, Magnoliopsida, Ericales, Ericaceae. The record is from RefSeq and is a predicted model, not a curated record. Gene Ontology annotation, cellular component: mitochondrial small ribosomal subunit. The transcript has 12 exons. The coding region runs from base 112 to 1662 and encodes 516 amino acids. Gene Ontology annotation, molecular function: methyltransferase activity; structural constituent of ribosome.
CCUUGGGUAAUUUUGUCGCCAUUUCCUAAAACCCUAUAACCCCACUUCUUCUCCGGCCUAUACCCCAAUUAACAUAGAGCCAGCCCUGUAAAAAGCUCGAUUGAUCCGAAAAUGGCGUCUCUGAUAUCUGAAACCAUCCCAAGGUUCACCGCCGAAGCUCUCCGCGCCGCCGCCAAACAAUCCGAAGGUUGCCACGUCGUCCACGUCCGUCUCCGUCGUGCCAUCAAACGUUAUCUCCGAGAGCAAGAGGAUACUCAUAUGAGGAGGAAAGUGUUGAGCUUGACCCAGUCGUUCAACGAAAUAAAGGAUGUGAAUCUCAUGCUCACUGCCUCCACUUCGAAAGAGCUCGUUGAAGAUCCUCUCAAGUCAGUGGAAAGCUCAAAACGGUGGAAGAUCAAGAGCUCUUAUGGCGACAUCGGUCUCAAGUACAGAGAAGACCAGACCGUCGCUUAUGUAGCCUCCCGAAUGCCCGCUGUCUACUCUGCUUGCUAUAGAGUUCUCAGUGAGGUUCGUAGAAGGCUACCUGGUUUUUCUCCAACAAGGGUAUUGGAUUUUGGUGCUGGUACUGGUUCAGCUAUGUGGGCAGUGCGUGAGGUCUGGCCAAGAUCUUUGGAAAGAAUUAACUUAGUAGAGCCAUCCCAGUCAAUGCAACGUGCUGGUCAGAGCCUCAUAAAGAACCUAAAGAAUCUGCCACUGAUUCACAGCUAUGAUAGUAUUCAAUCACUAACUAAGAAUAUUAACAAAUCUGAGAGGGACCAUGACCUCGUCAUUGCUUCUUUUGUGCUUGGAGAGAUACCAUCACAGCAGGACAGAAUCACUAUUGUGCGCCAGCUUUGGGAUCUUACACAAGAUGUUCUGGUUUUGGUGGAACCUGGAACACCACAUGGAUUUAACAUCAUAUCGCAAAUGCGGUCCUAUAUUUUAUGGAUGGAAAAAAGGAAACGCCGCAAAUCAAAGGGUGCAAUUGAUGAUACUUCUAAGGAUCUGAUGACUCUUAAGAGUGGGGCCUUUGUUGUUGCUCCGUGUGCUCAUGAUGGACGUUGUCCUUUGGAUAAUACUGGCAAGUAUUGUCAUUUUGUUCAGCGUUUGCAGAGGACCACAUCACAGCGUGUGUACAAGAAGUCCAAGGGGGGGAAGCCUUUACGUGGUUUUGAAGAUGAGAAGUUCUGCUUUGUGGCUUUCAGGCGAGGUCAACGACCAAGGAGAGAUCCAUGGCCCCUUGACGGUAUGAAGUUUGAUACUUUGAAAGAGCUGCAUGCUAAAAGGAAUCCAGAGGAUCUUGAAAUUGACUAUGAGGACCAAUUUGAGUCAGAAGCCGAGGAUGUUCCAUAUGGAGAUAAUCCAAUUUCCUAUGAUUCCGAUAUUAAAGAAGCAGAUGACGACAUCCCUGAGGAUGAUGACGAGGGGGAGGAGGAAGAAAAUAAAGAAGAGACAGCUUCUGCUGAUCUUGGGCCAGGUUGGGGCAGAAUCAUUGAGCCUCCUGUUCGAAGGGGAAGGCGGGUUGAACUGAACGUCUGUCGAGCAGCAAAUCCUGAUGGAUCUGAGGGAGCCUUGGAGCGCAUUGUUGUUACGCAAAGUAAGAAUCCUACAUUGCAUAAGCAGGCCCGAAGAUCUUUUUGGGGUGAUUUGUGGCCCUUCUCCAUGUUCGGUUUGGGUCUCUAGACCCAAACUUUUCUCUUUGAGGACACGGUCCCCAAUAUUUUUUCUUCAUAAUUAUUACUCUCAUUUCUCUUUCUAUCUCUCUCUACUCAUUACCCUCAAAACCCAAGCCAAACAUACUCCUUGAUGUAACGUACCCGUUUUCAUGUUAUUGUGAUGUAUACAUGAAUCCUGUUAUUAACAA